CCCUCCGGGUGCUGGCUACAUGUGCCGUUAGGGUGGGAAUUGGAAGUGAGCGGGGGGAGGAGGGGCUGAUCUGGCAGUAAUUACCCUAGUUACUACCGCCUCCCCCGCGCCCUGCCCGCAACUCCUACCUUUCCGGGCCAUUCCCCGGGAGGAAGCUUUUGUCUCCCAACCUCGGAGCCAAACUAGUGCCCAGUGUUGCAUAAAGGCCGAGGAAAACCGUGGAAACAGGAUUUGUGAUAUACAGGGCAGAAUGCUUAAAUUUAGUAUUGUGACUUGGGCAAAUCUGGAUAAGCUCUAAGGGGAAUCCAGAUUCAUGCAGAAUCAUGGCAAGAGCCAUGGCUCCGUGGUAUCGCAGGUGAUGAGCGUUUACACUCCUUCCUCCCAUUUUCUGGGAUCCUGCAUUUUACAGCCGCAGUGCUUGGAGUCAUGGCCGUGCCUUUUGUGGAAGACUGGGACUUGGUGCAAACUUUGGGAGAAGGUGCCUAUGGAGAGGUUCAGCUUGCUGUGAAUAGAAUAACUGAAGAAGCUGUUGCAGUGAAAAUUGUAGACAUGAAGCGGGCCAUAGACUGUCCAGAAAAUAUUAAGAAAGAGAUCUGCAUCAAUAAAAUGCUAAAUCAUGAGAACGUAGUAAAAUUCUAUGGCCACAGGAGGGAAGGCAAUAUCCAGUAUCUGUUCCUAGAGUACUGUAGUGGAGGAGAACUUUUUGAUAGAAUAGAGCCAGACAUAGGCAUGCCGGAACAAGAUGCUCAGAGGUUUUUCCAUCAACUCAUGGCAGGGGUGGUUUAUCUGCAUGGAAUUGGAAUAACUCACAGAGAUAUUAAACCAGAAAACCUUCUCUUGGAUGAAAGGGAUAACCUCAAAAUCUCUGACUUUGGCUUGGCAACAGUGUUCCGGCAUAAUAAUCGUGAACGUUUACUAAACAAGAUGUGUGGGACUUUACCUUAUGUUGCUCCAGAGCUUCUAAAGAGAAAAGAAUUUCAUGCAGAACCAGUUGAUAUUUGGUCCUGUGGAAUAGUACUUAUUGCAAUGUUGGCUGGAGAAUUGCCGUGGGACCAGCCCAGUGACAGCUGUCAGGAAUAUUCUGAUUGGAAAGAGAAAAAAACGUAUCUCAAUCCUUGGAAAAAAAUUGAUUCUGCUCCUCUGGCUUUGCUUCAUAAAAUUCUGGUUGAGAAUCCAUCAGCACGAAUUACCAUCCCAGACAUUAAAAAAGAUAGAUGGUACAACAAACCACUUAACAGAGGAGCAAAGAGGCCCCGUGCCACUUCAGGUGGUAUUUCAGAGUCUCCUAGUGGAUUCUCCAAGCACAUUCAUUCCAACUUGGACUUUUCUCCAGUAAACAACAGCUCUAGUGAAGAAAACGUGAAGUACUCUAGUUCCCAGCCAGAGCCGCGGACAGGGCUUUCCUUGUGGGAUACUGGUUCCUCAUAUGUUGACAAACUGGUACAAGGCAUCAGCUUUUCACAGCCUACGUGUCCUGAUCAUAUGCUUGUAAACAGUCAGUUACUUGGUACCCCUGGAUCUUCACAGAACCCCUGGCAGCGCUUGGUCAAAAGAAUGACACGAUUCUUUACCAAAUUGGACGCAGAAAAAUCUUACCAAUGCCUGAAAGAGACCUUCGAGAAGUUGGGCUAUCAGUGGAAGAAGAGCUGUACAAAUCAGGGUGAUGGAUUAGAGUUCAAGAGACACUUCCUGAAGAUUAAAGGGAAGCUCAGUGAUGUUGUAAGCAGCCAGAAGGUUUGGUUUCCUGUUACAUGAUGAAGCUGUCAGCCCUGCAGAUUCCUGGUGAAUAUUGUGCUGCUAUGUUGACAUUAUUCUUCCUAGAGAAGAUUAUCAUUCUGCAAACUGCAAACAAUGGUUUUUUGAAGAGUUAUCUUCAUUCAUAAACAUCUUCCAAUUCUUAGUAUGUUUUGCAUACAAAUAAUACUGUAUCUUAAUUGUAAUACUUUGGGGAAAGGAUGGAUCAAAUUCAUUAGGGGUUUCUCCAACUGUGUUUAAAUUGCUUGAAUUUGAAACCUGUCUGGCAGAAACCAGGUUUUGGGAUAUGAGUUUGCCAGCUUUUAUACUAAUGUAGUAUCACUUUUGAAAAACAAACAAAAGCGAACCACUUUUUUUAUCCCAGGCAAGCAUAUUUCUUCUCUGCCUAUUUAAUUGUGUAAGUAUGAAUAAACAAAGACCAUGUAAAGUUGAUUGGUCCAUGAAUGAGGCCUGCCACAAAAAGUGAAUCCUAACAUAUGUACUAUAGUUUCAGUUUGGGUACAUGUGCUGCACAAGGGCUUGACCAAUUAUAUAAAACUGUUUGACUCAUGAUGAUUAAGAAAGCAAGUUUUUCCCCCCAUGGUGUGUCAGUCAGAUAUAAAGGCUGUUUUGGUUGUUCUUCCAUGAGGUUGAACAUAAACUUGAGUGACUGUGCUCUAAAAAUUACACACUUAAAUAAUUCUUUCUACACCCACAGCUAUGGUUCAACUACUCCAGAAAUAAAUUCUAUUUUCAAAAUCAGUAUCUAAUUCAUUGAACUUAUUGGCCACCAAGUUUCUAGACGGCACUGGCUAAACAGGGGGCGGGGGAGUAAGAAAACACAGGAGUAGGCCUGAUUCUUGUUCCUUGUCUUUUAGACUCACUAAAACUUUGUUUUGUUCAUAAAAUUUAUAUUAAAAUGUGAAUGUAUAUGA
Meriones unguiculatus (Mongolian gerbil) is the source of this 2669-nucleotide messenger RNA. It is a transcript of the gene Chek1, whose product is annotated as checkpoint kinase 1. The transcript is spliced from 11 exons. Gene Ontology annotation, cellular component: site of double-strand break; nucleus; cytoplasm. Gene Ontology annotation, biological process: mitotic G2 DNA damage checkpoint signaling; protein phosphorylation. Bases 427 to 1755 code for a protein of 442 amino acids. Gene Ontology annotation, molecular function: protein serine/threonine kinase activity; ATP binding. Lineage: Eukaryota; Metazoa; Chordata; Mammalia; Rodentia; Muridae. The record is from RefSeq and is a predicted model, not a curated record.